Messenger RNA from Ailuropoda melanoleuca (giant panda), 1700 nucleotides. RefSeq names its product oxoeicosanoid receptor 1 (gene OXER1). Gene Ontology annotation, cellular component: plasma membrane. The coding region runs from base 1 to 1308 and encodes 435 amino acids. NCBI's taxonomy places the organism in Eukaryota, Metazoa, Chordata, Mammalia, Carnivora, Ursidae. Gene Ontology annotation, molecular function: G protein-coupled receptor activity. The record is from RefSeq and is a predicted model, not a curated record. The transcript has 2 exons. Gene Ontology annotation, biological process: G protein-coupled receptor signaling pathway.
AUGGACUUUGGACCAUCGGGAAUCGGGGGUGGCAAGGCACAAACAGGCUCAUUCCACAAGGCCAUGAGCCAUGUGGUCAAGAAAGCCUGGAAACUUCUUGCAGGUCCAUGGCCCAAGCAGCCCAUGGAACCUCAUAACCUGAGCUCUUCCUCUCCCUUCCUUUCUCUCCCUCCCUCCACCCUCCCUCCCUCCACUCUCCCUGCCUCCCUCCCCUCCUCCCUCGCUCCCUUCCUCUCCUCCUCUCCCUGGGUCCUCUCCACAGACUUGGGGGCAACGGGGGCAACAGGAGAGGCCUCGGGGUCCUGCUUCCCAGCCUCCUCCCCCACGGUGUCGGCCUUCCUGGCGCCGAUCCUGGGUAUGGAGUUUGUCCUGGGCCUGGCGGGGAACAGCCUGGCGCUCUUCAUCUUCUGCUUCCACACGCGGCCCUGGACGUCGAACACGGUGUUCCUGGUCAGUCUGGUGGUGGCCGACUUUCUGCUGAUCGUCAACCUGCCGCUGCGCGUGGACUACUACUUGCUGCGCGAGCGCUGGCGCUUCGGGGCCACCGUCUGCAAGCUCAACCUCUUCCUGCUGUCCACCAACCGCUCGGCCAGCGUGGUCUUCCUCACGGCCAUCGCACUCAACCGCUACCUGAAGGUGGUGCGGCCCCACCACGCGCUGAGCCGGGCCUCGGUGGGGGCGGCCGCCAGGGUGGCCGCGGGGCUCUGGGCCGGCAUCCUGCUCCUCAACGUGCACCUGCUCCUGUCGGCCUACGCCGGCCCCUGGUGCCUCAGCUACCGGCUGGGCACGGAGGCCUCGGCCUCACUGCGCUGGCACCAGGCCCUGUUCCUGCUGGAGUUCUUCCUGCCGCUGGCGCUCAUCCUCUUUGCCAUCAUCAGCAUCGGGCUCACCAUCCGGCGCCGCAGCCUGAGCGGGCAGGCGGGCCCGCAGAGGGCCGUGCGCAUGCUGGCCGUGGUGGUGGCGGUCUACACCAUCUGCUUCUUGCCCAGCGUCAUCUUGGGCAUGGCGUCCAUGGUGGCCUUCCGCCUGCGUGCCUGCCACGCCCUCGGCCUCUGCACGCAGCUCUUCCACGGCUCCCUGGCCUUCACCUACCUCAACAGUGUCCUGGACCCCGUGCUCUACUGCUUCUCGAGCCCCAACUUCCUCCGCCAGGUCCGGGCCCUGCUGGGCCUCACCCAGGGCUUCCAGGGCCCAGCUAGUGACGAGAGCUCCUACCAGCCCUCCGCCCGGCGCUGGAAGGCCUCUAGGAAGGCGCAGGCCGUGGAGAAGCUGCCGGUGGAGGUCCCACUGGACGGCCCGCUGAAGUGAGAAGGUCCCUCCCGGCGCUGGGGGCUCACAGGGCCACGGGAGUAAGGAUGGCCGGGCUCUGACUGGACGGUUAAGGUUGCCAGCACCCGGUGCCUCAACCAACUGGACACCUGCAGGAGCCAGGUGGGUGGCAGGGGAAGGAGAAGGUCUUGACCUUUCAGAGCAGUGUGUCCCAGAUGACAUACCCGGAGCACAGGGAAGAGCCUGGUGGCAGGUGGAGACAGGCAGGGGCUGCGGCAGCUCCCGUGAAGACAAAGGGCCCCACGUCUGCCCCCAUCCAGGGGCCCGAGUGUGAUGACUGUAAGGCUUGCUUUGGAGAUCGGACAGCCACCUUUUCUGUCAUCUCCAACUUGCCCCUUUCAAUGCUAAUAAAAUUCCUUUUGAAAAUGCGA